CCAAAAAAUAUAGUCUGGCCCCCCACAAGGUCUGAGGGACAGUGGACCGGCCCCCUGCUGAAAAAGUUUGUUGACCCCAAGUGAAUUGCAAUAGUUCAGCUUGGAAGUCAUCAAAGCAUGGAUCACUGUGGCCAGGCUAUCUCUGUACAGGAAGGGCAAGAGCUGGAAGUAGGUAGUCCUAGCCACCUUGGCCUCAAGUGCCAUAAAUGGAUCAAGGAGUACUUCUAAGCUACACAUCUGUCCCUUCAAGGGGAGUGCAACCUAUCCAGAACAGGCUGUUUCCAUAUUUCCUGGAGUUGAGAACCUGCAGCACAUGGUAUCUCUAUCUGCAGUCCAUUACCAGCUCCACCCAGUGGUUAAGCAUGUGAACAGUUCCUAAUUCUGAUGGUAUGAAAAUAUAGUGCUAGGUGUCAUCAAUAUGCUGUGGCUGGAAUUUUUCACAGCUUCAAGUCAAAGGGGUUUGAGUGCUUUUCCUUGGUAUGUAGGGCUUUUCCUCUUCAACCAAGGGAAUUAGAUGACACCUUUCUCCAGAUCCACUGAUGACAUCCUCCAACAGCUUCAUUUAAAUGUUAACAAGCUUGAACGACAAAAUUGACCCCUGAGGGACCUCACAGGCUUAACUGUCCAAGGCACUAAAGAAUAGUCUCUUGUGGCUAUGCUCUCUUGGGAGAAGAAUACUGCAGCACAGCGCUCCCGAUUCCCAAAGCUGUUCCAGGAGGAUACCAUGGUCAACAGUAUCAAAAGCUGCUGAGAGGUUAAAGAGAACUAACAAGCUUGUGCUCCCUCUGUCCCUUUCACUUAUAGGUCACUGACCAAGGCAAUUUCAGUGCCAUAUCCUGCUGUGAAGCUGGAUUGAAAUAUGUCUAGAUUAUUUGUUUCCUUUGAACAUAUUUACAGUUGGGCUGCCACCAGCCUCUUCAGCAUCUUGCCCAAAAAGGCCAUUGUCGCUACGGGCACUAGUUGUUCAAUAAUUCUGGGUUCAGGGUAGUCCUCUUGAGUGGGGAAUAUACCACUACUUUCUUUUCUUGCAAAUGCUUUUUAUUAACUUAUUAUUAUAGCACAUACACACAACACUUAGAAAACAAACUACAAAAGAAAACACCACAUAAAUGAUAAACAUAUAUCCAUAAAUCCACAAUCUGCACAUGGACUUGUGUUAUCCAAUCUUUAGUUCUUAUUCUAUUCUAAUAGACUUCCUUCCUCCUCAAUGUGGGUCUGAUUUAAACUUGAUAAACUGUUUCUUUCUCAUUUCAUCUUUUCUACCCUUCUCCAUAUAUUGUAUUUGUAAACUAUAUUUUGUUUUGUAAAAAAUAUUCAAAGCAAGUCCAGGUUUUAAUUUGAGGGCACUGUUUUUUUAAAAUAAUCUCUGUACUUUCCCCACUUUUGAAAUUUUUGUUUAGACUGUCCCCUAAUUGCAUCCGUCAUUUUUGCCAAUUCAAGGUAACAAAUACUCUCUCUUGCCACUCUUUUUUGUUGGUACUAUUUCACUUUUCCAAUUUUUAGCAAUUAGUAUUCUUGCUGCAGAUGUUGCAUAAAGAAAUACUCUCUUAUUUUCAUUUGCGAUGUCUAAAUCUACUAUGCUCAAUAGAAAUGCUUCUGUUGGUGGUGUUUUUUUUAAAACAAAAGUUUGUUUAAAUGUUUUUUUCAACUCCUCAUAUACCAUUUCCCAGAAACUCUUCAUUUUGUUACAGGUCCUCCACAUAUCAAGUAGCGUCCCCUCUGACUGAUCACACCUCUAAUACAUUUUAGAUUUUGUUUUAUAGAUUUUGGAUAUUUUGGUAGGUGUUAUAUAAACCACCACUUGCUUUAGGGCCAACAGUAUCUCCCCCUUUCCCACAAUGAGGCUUUCACCACUCCCUGAACCCACCCAGCCACACCCCUUUGACUCUUUCCUUAUAAACUAUAGUGGGCAAGAAUCAAGAGGAAAUAUGGCUGUUCACAUCCUUGGACUGCAAGAACUGAAACUGAUCCAAAGUAACCUGACUGGACACUUCCUCAAGGCUAGUUCUAACUGUCACAUCCAGUUCCAUGCUAAUUUGAGCAAUUUUAUCCACAAAAUGUGGUGUACAUUUUUCACUGCAGACCACCACCUCCUUUGGACAGAAGAUACUAGUCAAUUCACCAGUCAGAAAAGCUCUGCUGGACUUAAGGACCAUUUCUUCUACUAUUGGAAUCAUUGGAAGCUGAUUCUAAUAGUGACCCAACUCUGUGUAUCCAAUAGAAAAGAUGUGAGAAAUUCAGCUGAAGGAACAAGCUGGUAUGGAAGAAGAAAAAUUAGACUACUUGUACUAUUGCAAUACGCUCCUUCAGUAUUUGAGAAAUACACCACCAGCAUCACUCUGGGCAAAAAAGAAGUGCUCCUACACUUAUACGACACUGCAGGGCAGGAGGAUUAUGAUCGCCUACGACCACUUUCAUACCAGAGUACCAAUGUGGUUUUAAUAUGCUAUGAUGUCAUGAACCCUACUAGCUUUGAUAAUGUAUUAAUUAAGUGGUCCCAUGAGGUGAACCAUUUCUGCCGUGGAAUCCCCAUAGUACUUGUGGGCUGCAAAACAGACCUUCGGAAGGACAAAGAACAUCUACGGAAACUCCGCUCAGCUCAGCAGGAGCCAAUCACUUAUAUUCAGGGUGAAGAAGCUUGUCGCCGGAUGAACGCAGACAUUUACCUCGAGUGCUCUGCCAAGUUUCGUGAAAAUGUUGAGGAUGUUUUUAGAGAAACAGCUAACAUUGCACUGAAUGCUAUCAAAAAGGCAAAGCGUCAGACAAAAUCGAGGCCAUGUGCCAUAUUAUGAUGAUUUCUGGUAUUUUCAGACAACAGAACACAAAAGACUGUUUCUUCAGUAUUUUAAACCCUUCCCCCCUCACUUUUUAAAUUGACUGCUCCUGUCUCUUUACUUGGAAAUUAAUGAGAAAAUCAACUUGUUUUCAUGCUGUAAGUUCUCCUUCUUGUUACACCUUCUUUUCUGAAGGUUGAGCUUUUAGCUAACUGUGGAAUGAGCUCUUUUGUAUAUAGAUUCUGGAAGAAAUUUCCAGGGUGUUUCAAAUGUACUUGUUGAGGAGCAAUUAAGGUAAGGUAUGUAGGUCCAACUUCUUGCCAUUUUUAAAUACACAAGUUCUUGCUUGCUUUAAAAAAAAAGCAACCAAACAAAAGCAAACUAGAAAUAAUGGGUUGUAGCCAUAAAAGUUCUACUCUGCACAGACCUACUGAAACUAAUGGACCCAAGUUAGUCAUGUCAAUUAACUUCAAUAGAGCUACUCUGAGCAGGACUAACAUUGGCUACAACUCAGUCUCUGCUCUGAUAAAACAGCUGUAACAUUUGCAGAAGAAAACAGUUCUGUUUCUACCCUUUUUGUGGUGGCAACAUUAGAGGCACUGUGGUUUUUUCAGCGGCCACAACCUUACCUUGUGGCAUAUUGGAAACCCUUCAGAAGAAGCUGUAGCAAGAUUCCAGCUAUCAAAGAACCUAUGUGGCUAAGUAACAGAUUACUCAGGUCCAAUGAAUGCACUAGGACAGGUAUGGGGAUCCCGUGGCUCAUCCCAUAGGAUACUCUUGCAAUCCACCUUCUGUAAACCAUAAAUACCGAUUUUUGAAAUUG
Messenger RNA from Podarcis muralis (Common wall lizard), 3597 nucleotides. Lineage: Eukaryota; Metazoa; Chordata; Lepidosauria; Squamata; Lacertidae. The record is from RefSeq and is a predicted model, not a curated record.